Molecule: messenger RNA, 2418 nt
Organism: Penicillium atrosanguineum
Lineage: Eukaryota; Fungi; Ascomycota; Eurotiomycetes; Eurotiales; Aspergillaceae
Product: putative mucin family signaling protein Msb2
Exons: 1
Coding region: 1-2418 (805 amino acids)
Biological process (GO): establishment of cell polarity; osmosensory signaling pathway via Sho1 osmosensor; hyperosmotic response
Cellular component (GO): plasma membrane; cell surface; site of polarized growth
Molecular function (GO): osmosensor activity
Source: RefSeq, a predicted model, not a curated record
AUGCGUCUUGGAUCUUUGUCGCUCCUCACGGCCUUCGCCAUUGGAGGCCUGCAGCUUGUCGCAGCUGAGGAUGAUACUCACGUCGAACGCCCCCGCUACUACUUCCCUCGCGAGGUGAAGCGCGUUGUUCGCAACUACACCCAUCCCGACCCCGACCCCGAAACGGACACCAACCCACUCGGCUCGCUCCUCAGCAGCGCUGAGAACAUUCUGGGUGGAACUGCUACUUCUUCGGAGGCUGCUGCAUCCACAGCAGCUGCCUCAUCUUCGGACUCCGGAAAAGAAGUUGUUGUGGUUGUUUCCAUUGAUGCAGAUGGCCACCGUCACACUCUGACCACGACCACCCGUACCGCCCAACCGACUGACAAGGUUACCACGUCUACUACGUCCGAGAGCCCCGAUUUGAAAGCCUCUGCCGCCACGACGACUGAUGGCGCUUCCACCAACAAGGCUGACACCACCUCGGCUAGCACCGAUUCCUUGGCCAGCACCGACUCCUCGGCCACCAAGGCCACUACCGCCGCCUCUACUGCCUCCACCGACGGAAGCCUCUUAGGAAGUGUCGGUGACACUCUCGGCAGCGUUGUGAGCGGCGUUGGAAGUGCUUUGAGUAGCGUCGGUGUUGCGCCCGCGGCCACUUCUACUUCUUCUGAUGCCACCUCAACUGAUGCCACCUCAACUGACGCGACCUCAACUGACGCGACCUCAACUGACGCAGCCAUUAUUAUGGGCUCUAGCUCCGGGUCGACUCCGCUUGUGACUGCCUCAACCACCGCUUCUCCUGCGACAACUACUGAUGCUGGACUCUUGGGUGACCUUGGUAGUGUUUUGAAGACCGUUGGUAGCGGUGUUGACACUCUUUUGGGCGGUGGCUCGAACACCACUUCUACCAAAGACUCCACUGCUCUGGUGUCCAAGACGUCCUCUAUCGCUUCUGCUUCCGCUUCCGAGACUUCGACCGCUUCCUCAGGUAAUGUGCUCGGUAGUCUCAUCAGUGAUCUCGGCCUUGGUGGCUCCACCUCCGCUUCCCCCAAUGCUACUGCCUCGAACGGCUUGUCUGCCAUUCCCGUUAGUGUUCCUGCGUCAACCACCGCUUCGCCGACUGCUACUGCUUCCUCGGAUCCUCUUGCCUCCCUCGCAAGCAGUCUCGGACUCGGCGGACUUGUUAACAGUACCGAGACCAGCGGCACCGGCAUUGGCUUGAUCCCCACCCCCGUGGCUCCCGCUAGCAGCCCGGUCAAGUCGACUGCCAUCACUGGAACUCCCACUGCCAUCACUGGCACUCCUACUGCUGGUGCUGGAACCGGUUCUGGUACCAUCACUAACAGCGUGGGCACUAUUCCUACUCCUCACAACUCGGGGGGCUCUGGCUCUGGUAUCGCGUCUAGCACUGUCUCUGGCUCUGGAGCCGUCCCUACCCCUACUGGUAGCGCCCACGAGAGCGCCAAGGCCACUACUUCUGCUUCCACCCCUGUUGUUGUCAUCCCCGUUUCGACAACCAGCUCGACCGAGGCUACGGCGACCCAGACCGCCACGCAGCAGGCUUCAAGCAACACCAAUGACUGGAUGCCAUCCAGCAUUCUUGUUAUGCCCACCGUUACGCCCUCUGAGACUACCAGCACCGGUACCAACUCCCAGGAGACCGCUGCACCAACCGAGCUUCCUGGCUCGAUCACUCCGUCGACCAGUGUCAGCGAGGCUCCCUCUGACUCCAUGCUGCUCCAGCUUGGAUUCGACAGUCAUCUUCCCUGGUCGUUCGUCGCUACCACUCCUCUGUCUUCUUCUCAGAUCUUCGAGUACAUCCCUAUGGCCCUGAAGCACGCCAUGCCCAAUGCCGAUGAGACUAUGUUCGCCCUCGAGCCUUAUUACUCGUGGCAGACUACUGGUUACAACGCCACCCUGGCUAUCUUCUACUUCCCUCGUUCCAAGCUGGAGGCGCUGAAGACAAUGAAGCUUAACCCCAACUCUGCCCUCUACAAUUCUGACAGUGAGGCUGUUAAGACUAUCAUGGCCAUGAUUGAUCCCUCGAUUCCCCUUGAGUUCACCGGCAACUACCCUACCGACACCGGCAGCUCAAACACCGGCAGCACUGGCAGCACUGAAGGCAACACCGAUGGUGGCAACACCGACAACGGGAGCGACGGUUCCGCCUCCAGCUCCAGCACCAAGGCCAGCUCCGUUGGCAUCGGUGUGGGUGUUGUGGCUGGUGCCGCCGCCUACGGUGCCGGUAUGUUCUGGGUCGCCCGCCGUUACCGCAAGAGAAAGCAGCUUCACCAGCGCUCUCCCUCAACCGUCGACCAGAUGAGCCAAGGCUCCAACGCCGGCUCCGUCUUCGGCGCCGGUGGCCGUACCUCCAGCCAGCGCUCGCAGAUGAUCAGUGCCCCGGUGAUGGCCGAGAACUCUCUGGGCUGGAACUAG